AUGGAGGAGGAAGGGCGAUAUCUCCGUGAAGUGCUAGGCAUGGAGGACGAAGACGACGACUAUGGUGAUGCAGACGUGAUGAUGGACGUGGCUUACGCGAACGGCGGCUUCGGGGCCGUGCCGGCCUCCGGCGAGUCGGUGUCCACGCUGGAGACGCGCAAGCACGAUGGCAGCGGCGGCGACGGCGGGUGCGUGAUCUGCCUCGAGGAGUACGAGGUUGGGGAAGAACUGAGCGUGGUGCCGUGCGAGCACAGGCACGAGUUCCACCGGAGCUGUCUGGAACAGUGGCUGGCGCUGAGCCGCCUCUGCCCGCUCUGCCGCCACGCGCUGCCCGCCGGACGAGCUUAG
This is a messenger RNA of Brachypodium distachyon (stiff brome), 348 nucleotides long. Its product is annotated as E3 ubiquitin-protein ligase MPSR1. Lineage: Eukaryota; Viridiplantae; Streptophyta; Magnoliopsida; Poales; Poaceae. The transcript has a single exon. Bases 1 to 348 code for a protein of 115 amino acids. The record is from RefSeq and is a predicted model, not a curated record.